AUGUCUUCACUCAGUUCGCCUGCGCCUUCGGGUACGCGGGAAAGUACCGACAAUCUCCUCGAACAACAUGGAUGCCACCUCGAGGAUGGAAACACAGUAUGUUGGAAUGAAGACAGCAAAGAUCACCCUAGGAAUUGGGGUCCGGUCGCAAAAUGCUACACAACCUUCAUGAUUGCUUGGGUUGAGCUGUUCAUGACUGGUAUCAGUUCGGCAGGAACUGCAGCAUCCGAAUCUGCUCGGAUGGAGUACGGUAUGAGUAGAACUCUUGCGGUCUUUGCCUUCGUUACCAUGUAUCUGCUUGGCCAAACUCUUGGAGGCAUAGUUUGCGCCCCCAUUUCUGAGACCUUUGGUCGUCGCACACUAUACAUCGCAUCCUGCGCUGUAUUCUGUGCCUUCUCAGUAGUCACAGCAGCUCCACCCUCUCAAAUCGCGGUUUACUUCGGUCGCUUCAUCCAAGGUAUCGCUGCUGCCGUUCCUGCCUGUGUAGCAUAUGGCAGUCUUGAAGACAUGUGGGGUGCUCAGAUAAGAAUCUGGGUUGUAUACUGGUACACCGUCUCCGGCUUCAUCGGCCUCGUCUUGGGUCCCAUCUACUCAUCGUACAUCACUCAUUACUAUGGCUGGCGAGCGGUGUUCUACAUCGCGGCUGUGGCAGCUGGAGUGUCCACCAUCCUGUCCUUCUUCAUCAAGGAGACCAAAGCUGAACAGCUUCUGCAGAAGAAGGUCGACGUUAUUCAAUCAGAGGCGGGCCGCAAGGACUUGCAUGGGCCUGCUUCUGAAGGAUUUUCAUUCCAAUCCUUCGUCAGAGACUCUCUCUUCCGCCCUCUCAAGUUCCUCGUCUCGGAACCCAUUGUCUUCUUCUGUUCUGCACUCUGCGCCAUUGCGUUUGGAUUGAUCUAUGGUUUGACAGAAGGUCUGACUGUGGCGUACACCAACCCACCAUUCAGCAACACAUUCUCUCAGACCUCAUCGUCAUUAUCAUUCAUCGCCAUUCUCAUCGGUAUCCUUCUAGAUGUUCUACCACGCUUCUACGACGACUACCUUUUCAAAAAGUACCGCAAAGAGAAACGCCGUCUCUUGCCAGAAACCAAGAUCACAUCUUUUGCUCUCGCAUGUCCUGCCCUUGCCAUCGGCCUCUGGCUCUUCGCUUGGACAAUCCCACCAAUAGUCACCGAUGUUAAUUGGGUCGUCUCUAUGAUUGGUCUGGCCUUUGUAGGCUUUGCUACUGCUGAUCUCAGUUAUGUGCUUUUCGGCUAUUGCACCGAUACCUAUGGACCCAUGGCUGCUUCUGCUGUCUCUUCGCUCAGCACCUGCCGUACUAUUGCAGCUGCAGUAUUCCCUCUGUUUGCCUAUCAGAUGUUUUCAGGCCUAGGAGCUAAUGUUGCUGCCUCUAUCCUAGCUGCUGUGGCGACUGUCUUUGCCUUCACGCCUAUCUUAUUCCUCAAGUAUGGACAAAGCUUGAGGAGGAAGAGCAAGGUUGCUGCAGCAGAUGAGGAUUGCUUGGUUGAGGAGAACAAGCAUAUGGAAGAUGAGUCGAGUGAGAGCGAGAAGGAGAAGAAACCCGAGGAAGUUUGA
Aureobasidium melanogenum CBS 110374 is the source of this 1572-nucleotide messenger RNA. Its product is annotated as MFS general substrate transporter. Gene Ontology annotation, molecular function: transmembrane transporter activity. Lineage: Eukaryota; Fungi; Ascomycota; Dothideomycetes; Dothideales; Saccotheciaceae. The transcript is spliced from 3 exons. The coding region runs from base 1 to 1572 and encodes 523 amino acids. Gene Ontology annotation, biological process: transmembrane transport. The record is from RefSeq and is a predicted model, not a curated record.